CCGACCACACCUCUCCGCCCGCCGCCGGCGCCCCCUAUGCCCUUCCGCCCCACCUUCCCCCGCCGCUGCCUCGACGACCGCAAGCUCUCCUCCUUCCUCUCCGCCCUCGCCUCCUUCUCCGCCAACCCCUCCCCGUCGCCGCCCGCAGGAUCGGUUCCUGCAGCCCGCACCCCCGCCGCCUACAAUGCUCUCAUGUCCGCCUACUCCCGCGCCGGCCGCUCAGACGAGGUGCUCCGCCUCUUCCGCUCCCUCCCCUUCCCCCCCACCGCGCCCCUCUUCACCACCCUCAUAUCCUCCCUCGCCGCCUCCGGCCGCCCCCGCGCCGCGCGCGCCGCCUUCUCCUCUCUGCUCGUCUCCGGCCUCACGCCCACCGCGUCUGCCUUCACCGCACUGCUCAAGUGCCAUGAUGGCUCGCUCGACUCUAUACACCACAUUUUCCUUGCGAUGACCUCCGCCAGCUGCUCACCUGAUGCCGCCGUGUACAACUGCUACAUUUCCAUGCUCUGCGACUCCGGGCGGCUGGAGGAGGCCUGGGGCAUCCUUGACCACAUGAUGGAUGGAGGAGUCCGCCCCACUGUCCGCUCCUACACCGCGAUUCUACAUGGAUACUGCGAGCAGGGUAAGAUUCUCGAAGCAGAGAGGUUAUUCGAUGCCAUGGUCGAUGCCGGCUGCCCCCCAGAUGUCGUAUCCUACAGCGUGCUUAUUGAGGGGCUUUGCGGCAUCAGGGAAUUUCAUAAGGUGGAGAGGAUAUUAGAAAGAAGUGAAGAGAAGGGGUGGACGCCCAAUGCUGUCACCUACAAUAUUUACAUGUCUGCUCUGUGCAGGAUGAGGUUCUUGGAUGAGGCAUGUCAUCAAGUAGAUAAAAUGCGCAGCAGAGGGCUCUCGCCAACUGUUGAGACACUGAGUAUUCUAUUUGAUUGCUUGUGCCGAGACUCAAAGUUUUCGGAGGCAGUCUGCUUGCUGGAACACUGUGAAGAAUUAGGCUGGCAUGCUGAUGUGUUCUGCUAUAACACUUUGAUGGGUAGGCUCUGUGAUGCCGGUGAUUUUGCAAGAGUCUUCAAGCUGCUGGUUGAUCUGUUGAAAAAGGGCAUUGGGCCAGAUAUGUUUAGUUUUACAAUUGCAAUACGUGGCCUCUGUGGAGUUGGGAAAUUCCGGCUGGCAAAGUGUCUAAUAGAUAAUGAGUGGAUUGGAUAUGAUGUUGUGGCUUUCAAUACUUUGAUUCAUGGAUUCUACAAUGCUGGGGAUUUACGUGGAGUCAAGCUAACUUACAUCAAUAUGUGCAGUAGGCAAAUUUCUCCAAACAACUUUACUAAUGCUACAUUGAUUGAUUGCUUAUGUAAAGAUCGAAAAUUUGUCGAGGCAAUAAACUCUCUUGCAUCUUUGAGAGAUGGGUCGGUGCCUGAUCAUGUUGUUCACCUGAACAACCGGUUGGUCAAAGGAGUAAGAUAUACAAAGGUGCUCAACCUACUUGAUGAAAUACGCUGUAGAGGAUUUGAGCUAGAUACUUGCAUCUUCAUCCCGUUAGUUAGGGUAUUAUGCUGGGAAGGCUACUACAAGCGUGAGAAUAUCAAUGAAGUUUCUCUUAUACUGACCAGUCUAGGAAUUAGAUGAUAAUCUCAAGAUUGACUGAUUGAGUACCUGAAAUGAGAGUCUGAGUUAGCAUAAUCAUGCAAAUCACCUUUCGGUGCUGGUUCUCUCUUCCUUCACACACCAGCAAUCUCUCUAUCUUUCAUCAGGGGAGAAGUGCCUGAUUUUACGAGCACCCCAGCUAGUUAGACCUGGACAAGAUGAUCAACCUCAAAUGUGUUCUAGAGAAAAUAUUGGGCAUAAAGUGAUGCCCACCAAAAUGGUUCAAAUUGCCUCUCCGUUGCAUAUUGCCUGUAAUGAUUAAACACGGAAAUGGAAAGUAUAUUCGGGUGAUGCACUUGUUCGUCAAGUAUGAAAUUAAGCUGGAAGUGGAAACAAAAAGGUUGUUGCAGCAGACAAAGCAUUUGAGGGACCAAGCUGUUAAUGCCAGAUUUUCCUUAGAUCAUCAGGGAUCAGCUCCCCGGUUCCAUUUCAUAGAAAUGAAACCAAUGUUAAAAUAAGUUGAGACCAGCUGCCAGAAUUGACAACUUAAUAUGGAUAUUGGAUGAAUUACAAUACGACUUGGGCCCAACAAGAAGAAGGAAGACGCUUCUCCAUUUUGCAACGUUGUAAAGGGUCUAAUAGCACAGUUGGCUUCUUUGGUGAUGCAACAGCACUUAUGGUGAUGCUACACCAUUUUCCUGGUUGCAAGCUAAGUUUCUAUAUAGGUGCUUAAGUGGAGUUGGUUGAUGUGUUGGUACAUCCGGCUUGUAUAUUAGUCGAUGGCACCAUCAAGCUAGUGUUCAAUUUUACGGGGAUGGCUGUGGUAGAAACAAAAUUUAUCUAUAUAUAAAAGCUUUAUAUGUUUCGUUAACACAUGUUCCUCUCCCCACCACUCCAAGUUGUAUAAAUGGAUGGUGGAAACAAGGCAUGUAAAGUGCACUAAUUACAUACAAACGCUCAAAUAGCUAUCCCCUGAUAUUAUUUGAUUUAGAGUUCUAGAACAGGAGUAAUUCAUACUUCAUAGAUAUAUGUGGCAUCAGAGUAUAUAUUACCUCUGCUAUUUUUGAAAUCGGCAAUGUAACUAGCGCCUCAGAGUGAUGUAUGGGUCUCACGAGCCUAAACCGUUCAGUUGUACUUAUGCCAGAUGAGCAUCAAAUUUUCACACUACUAGUCAGCCAUUACUUGCUUGUAACGUAUUUUGCUUGGGU
Triticum aestivum (bread wheat) is the source of this 2777-nucleotide messenger RNA. Its product is annotated as pentatricopeptide repeat-containing protein At1g09900. Lineage: Eukaryota; Viridiplantae; Streptophyta; Magnoliopsida; Poales; Poaceae. The record is from RefSeq and is a predicted model, not a curated record. The coding region runs from base 37 to 1611 and encodes 524 amino acids. Gene Ontology annotation, molecular function: protein binding. The transcript is spliced from 5 exons.